UGGUUGGUUCGAUCGGACGGCGACUAUUGAUUACUAAUGUCUUGGUAUAAGCUGAGCGGAAGAGGUCAGGUAGAUGUCGCCCGGUAGAACCUCCUUUUUGUUGGCAACAGGAUUCAGAGGCGAGAGAGGUGGAGCAGAGCGUGUUUCUGGUAUUUCAAAGCGUCCCGUUCUAUGUUUCCACGCGACGCUCUCGAAGGACUCCCGAAUUAGACGCACCAGCAUUUGUGGAAGGAGACCCGGCCGUCAGUAGUUUCCCCUGUGGAUUGCAAUAGAUUUGACUACAGUCCCUGGGCGAUAGCAUCCGUAUCUCAGUACGUAGAUGUACAUAAUCAGCCAGCAGCAACUGUAGGCGUAGCCUGUUGAAUCUGUGUGUAAUAUUUAAGACAAUGUCUUUUUAAUGAGAUAAGAUGCCAGAACGGUGUACAGAGCCGUAAAAGCUAAAGAUAUGAUAUACACAUUUGUCACCUGAUAGUUCUGGAUGAACAUCAGAUUAGUAUAACAAGAGAUUAAUGCAGUUUAAUCUGAUCUGUGAGUGAUGUUACUAAGGUAGAGAUACUCCAAGUGAACCGGAAGUCAAAGAUAUAGAAUUCUUUAUUUCUGUGCUAUAUUGCCUCAAAGACAAAUUACUAGUUGGAUUCAAUUACGGAGAGGUUGAGUCUGCCGUUGCGUCAGAACGCGCUUGGAGAAGAUGCUGUGGAAAUGGGCGGACAAACAAGAAGAGUGACGAAAUCGAUGAUAUUAUCGAUCGGACGAGGACGUAGCAGCGCAAUGCGACUGGAAGCCAGUACCUCAUAACGCUGCAUUAUUAAUGAAAAUAGGAUUCAGACGAAGCGAUUCCUGUAAUUAGCUAAUAAAUGUAUUGCAUGCUGUAACAAUGCUCGGCUUAACGGAGUUAACCGGACAAUGCCGAGUACAGGCAGAGACCUGAUUAAGCCACUGGGCGUCUCUCCCUACCGACGUUUCUCGUCAUCGCCAGGAACUGUAUAUUGGCUACGUAGAGAAAGGAUUCUUUGGAGCAUCCGUUAAGUUGAGGAUCCUUAAACACCAUGCUCGCUACUGCAGACUAAAGGAGUACUCUAGCUGAGGUUCUUGGUGAAAUGGAGGAUCCUGUGACGACACACAUCGACCUGAUAGACGAGUAGGAAGAGGUGGUAGACGAACAGGAGGAGGAGAAAGAGGGAGUUGUGGUGAACGAGACCUAACCAAGAUGUCAGGACGACUUCCUCGGCUGCGUGCGCUACGUCCGCGACCUCAGCCACAUCUUCAGAAUACACCAGCACCUACGAGGACUGAGUCUAGAUACAAUAAGGAGGAGGAAGAGGAAAUUAAUGACGAAGAGGACGAGUUGUUGGUUGAAAAUGAGGAGGAUAUUGAGGGCGGAGUGGAUGAGGAAGAGGAGGAAGAGGAUGAGAUUAUUGAUGAACAGGAACUGGAGGAACAGGAGUCUGUGAAUGAUGAUAGAUUUAAGAGUGAUGAAAGUGAAAAGAGACUUGUUAUUAAAGAGGAACCUGUGGAAAUUGUUACUGAGGAACCGGAGGACUCUGAAAGGAAUUAUGAGUGUAAAACCUGUAACCCACCUAAGGGUUUAUCCAAUCUAAAGGCUUAUCUUGCACAUCUUAAGAAUGAGCAUAAACAAAAGGUCAAGUGCUAUGAAUGUCCCCACUGUGAAUUUGUUUGUCAGCACGUAAAGAAAUUACAAAGGCACUUCCGUGUUGCUCAUGAGGAUCUUCAGGACAAGGUUGCAGCUGAAUCCGCGGAAAGAAGUCGCUGUCCAAUGUGUGCUCACAUUGCAGCCAACCCUCAGGAUCUCGAAACCCAUCAAAGAGUCCAUCAUUUGAAACGACGUUUUUUUAGAUGCGCCAAGUGUUCCUACGUAACACACGUUCGUGCUCGUUAUACAAAACAUGUGAAAUAUCAUUCGAUGCCAAUGAUAAAAUGCGACGCUUGCGAUUUUCGUACUCCAUACAAGUGGAAUUUGGAUCGUCACACACGCAAUCAUGGCGGAGGUGGAGCCUUUCAAUGUAGAGCCUGUAAUUUUACAGCAGACAUUCGUCAAAGCUUAACAGUACACGAAACCAAUCAUCAUGAACCUCCUGUAGGACGAACUCCUCGCAAGAUGAACACACCUUUUGAACGCAAACCUCGUAAUAGUCCAAAGCGUUAUAACCAGGUGGGUGCAAGUGAUUUUCGAGAUACAGCGACUGGGUCGAACCACCCGGAAAAACUGAAGUCUGGCAGUCCGGCGAAGUCUUUAUCUCCAGACAAAAACCUAAGUUCACCCGAGGACAGAAGAAGUGCCAUUGCCGGUGCAGAGUGCAUCGCCCUCAAGUGCGAAGAGAAAGGUUGCCAAUUCAUCACCGCCUGGGAUUCGAAGAUGCAGCGACACUUAGCAGAAUCUCAUUCUCAGAACGCGGCAAAUAAACCUAAGAAACCAUUACCUAUGCUAAUACCACUGAGUCCCGUAAGCAACGCCAAAGCUAACAAUGCUGGAGCCAGUGGUCCGGGUACGACCUUACUGAAGGUUCCCCGGGUGAGAGUAAGACCAGAACUAGCUCGAAUCGCACGUGAUACAGAAAUGGCACGGCUAUAUGGAAACAAAGAAGUACGUUCGCUUGAUCAUCAAAAAAUACAGGCGUCCGAGCUGAAGAAGGAGGCUGGUACGACAGAUUCCUUUGAGAAAAAGAACGCCUCCUUCUUCGACAAACUGAAGGAGAGACUGAUGACGACUUCCGGGAACAAUGGGAUAGCUGAGGUGGCCGUAAGUAGCCAGAAUGAUUUGAAGUGUUGGUGUACCUUCGAAGCGAGUAGCCUCGAGGAGCUGACCAGUCACAGACGGACUCAUCACACUGCUCUCAGUGUGUCCCUUGGCACUUCGCGUUGUCCUAACUGUAGAAGACGUUGUAAGAGCUCGGCUGAUCUGCAAGUGCACAUGCGCCUCUGCCACCCUACGAGCAAUGAUUAUGCAGCUACCGAUAAUAGCCUGGAAAACUCCACGGGUUACACGGAACUUCGCACCGCUUACCGCGGUGAAUACGCGUUUCCGUUUCAAGUGGACUGGGAUGCGAAUUUUGGAGCGCUCAAUUCUUCUGGAUCCUCGGUCGAGGGUGGCUCUACGCCGAGUGGACGACGGGUAUUCAAAUGUCCCCACUGCCCGUUCUGGGCUUCAACGGCCAGUCGCUUUCACGUACACAUUGUGGGUCACUUGAAUCGGAAACCAUUUGAAUGUUCACUCUGCGCCUACCGCUCGAACUGGCGGUGGGAUAUCACAAAGCACAUCAAACUUAAGGCAGCUAGAGAUCCUGCGCAUAUGUGCGCCAGGGUUCUCAUGACCGAUGAGACCGGUCGGCGCAACUACUCCAAGUACAACAAGUAUCUCGCUCAGAUAGAACAGCAGUCGGGAGAUGAACGCAUUUACGGGGAACGUACUGGUGAAGACCGUACUUCUGAUGAACCACCAACUAAAAUCCUUAUUAUGAGUGAUACCAAGGAAUAUCCGCAACCUCCAGAACUUACUCCAGCACCUGUUUCACUCUUAACAUCCACAAAUUCCUCAAGGGAGAUCUCGGCAUUACCUUUGCGACCUCCGCCACCCUUAAAGGCUGCUACCCGAAGUCAGGGUCAGUCACUCCUGAAAAAUAAUCCUGCUGUCUCUAACGCCAAUGCGACUGUAACGCCGACUACAGGCGUUAAUGCUUCCCUUAGUACAACUGCGGCUGUCACCGCGCUCGCAAUAACGCCGGUGACUGCUAUGGCACCUUCGAGGUCUUCUCCGCCGGGUUCCGGGUCAGAGGAGAGUAAACGCACUUUGUGGAAGUGCAAACGAUGUAAUUUUCGCGAUUCUAACAAGGAGACUGUGUUAAUUCAUGUCAAAUCUCAUUAUGAGUCUAUGGAUGAUGUUGCUGAAUCUGAAAAGAAUGCCUUUACCUGUGAGGAUUGUCCUUUCUCAGCUGCUGAUGCCGAAUCCUUGGCUCUGCAUCGUGUACAUCAUCGACCCAAUCUUGAAGCCAUAUUUAAAUGUUAUCUCUGUCCAUACUAUGUUAGCACCAAAGUGGAGCUCUUGGAUCAUGCUCGAUUACAUGGAGAGGAAUUGGCUGUUGUUCAUCAGAGAAAUGUAGAAUCUGAAUCACCACCUUCUAAGCGUAAAUAUUCUCAGAAUCAUCGUACAGUUCUAGCGAACAACCAAACUAAAGAGGAAUCAUCAAUGGAACAAGUUAUACACAUAACAUCCCCAAGCACUUCAACUUCAGGUUCAGUUUCAUCAAAGGGUAACGAAGCUCCACCUCUUCUCUUGGAUACGCGCGCACUUCCUGAUGCACCGUUAGUGUGGGUAUCGCGAACAGAUGGUACGAUUGCAAAAAUGUUAAAAUGUCGACACUGUCCGCACGUAUCAUCACGUCGAGCCGAGGUCCGCGAUCACGAGAGUAUGCACAUGAACUCACCCAACCAGGGUUCUCUCAUAGCUUGUCCAAGCUGCAGCUUCGCUUGUUCACGAAGAGAAGUCAUGGAUUCUCAUGCAGAAAUGCAUUCAGGCGCCCUGGGGACUGUACACUGUCUCGUUGACGAAGGUCGGACUGAUGCUCAACAGCUCAACGACCUCUCCACCCUGCUUGGACUUCCUCAACCCAUAUCCGUGGCUUCGGAACCUGAUUUGAGGGAUUCCAGGCUGGUUCACUGCUGUAGCAAGUGUCCUGCACGCUUCCUAUGCGAGAAGGAGCUCAGAAUUCACCUGCGUUAUCAUUGUACGGAGCUAGCCUAUUCAUGCCAGUGGUGCUCGUACGCUGCUCGACAACCAGCUCAUCUGCUGGCACAUCAGAAAGCACAUUCACCCGAAUACCAGGACCGCACUCGUUACCUACUCUCCCUGUAUGGCCACUCGCAGAGAUACCCUCCUCCUACGACGGCGUGUGUCGAGGCGAACACUCAGGAUUCCGCAGAAGGUAACACUACUAACGUCGCUUGGAUCGUCGUCGAGGUAGGGGCAGGACGUAGCAAUGUUCUGACUAAUCACCUUACUACUAGCAGUCAGGAAACUGGAAACCAAGUGUUCACCUGUGCCAAGUGUCCGGCGCGAUACUUUAAACUGGACGCCCUGGAGUAUCAUAUGACUCUUCAUGGUACAAACAAUAGGUUCAAGUGCACGGAGUGUGAUUACUCGUCGAAGACGGCUCAAAAUCUGGUGAAGCACCAAGUUGUUCAUCGUCGGCACGCCGAAGCUAACGAGAAUGUGACCUCUUCCAGACUGCUACCACCACCUGAUCCACAGUUUGGCAUCCUUAUGCGUGGUAAUCCUAACUUUGUGUAUCCAGGAUAUCUAAGGAAUGGCCGACUUCGGGAGAAACGGUACAAGUGUCACAAAUGUCCGUCGGCUUUCGAAAAGCGUGAACAGUAUAGGAUUCACUUGACGUUACAUGGUGCCAAGCAACGAUAUCGCUGCGAUACUUGUGAUUAUUCGGUCAAAUAUUACGCGAAUUAUGCUCAACACUUGAGAAAACACCAGGCCAACGCCCAGGCACAGGCGUCUCGACGACGAUACGAGGACGAUGCUAUAACUAUUGACACUGGAAUCCAAUCUGAUAGCACUAUAUCUAUAUCUCGCUCUGGCAAAUCCUUAACCAAGUCCUCAGCCGGUUUCUCCGCAGCUGGCAAUAUCUUGGCUAGUGGUAGUGCAUCGAAUUCUGCCGUGUUGCAAGUUUCUAACCAGGACAAGCAGUCGCUUAUGCUCUUACAAAAGAAAGGUGUCCUGGUGGCACCUAGUGAAGUUGAAGCAGAAAAUAUUCGCUGUCAAGACUGUCCUUUCAGUACUCCUGAUAAGGAUGUCAUGGAUGCUCAUAAGCGUCGCCAUGGUAUCGAGAGGAUGACACCUCCUUGUCCUCAUUGCGACUAUGUACCUCGCAAGGAUGAAAACGUGGGCGACCAUAUUCGUCUUCAUUUUACCAGGCUCUACAAGCCAGACUCUUACCUCAUCGCUGAACUGCUCACCCUGACGAUGCGUCGCGUUCCUGCAAACGGCAAAGAGGACGCUAAGGAAAAUGAAUUGCUGUUCAAGGAAUGUGGCGAUGGGAGAUUUCUACCAAUAGUUGACCCGACUACGUCCUCCAGGUCUUUAUCUCCUAAUGAAAACAGUGUGCAAGAGAAAGUCAUAGUGGAUCCUAACACAGGUGAAGCCAAGCACCAUCUCACUGUAUAAUUUCUAUUAUAGUUCUUGGAGCACCAUAGAUAUUCUCCUGGUGAAAUAGAAGAGACUAUGUUAUUUUUAUCAGUGAUAUAACGUGUUCUAUAAAGCUUCCUCUGACAGUGUGACAGUGAAUUAUUCUUUGAGCAGAUGUGAAUAUUGUUUAUAUGUGAUUUGAUUGAUUGGAGAAACACAGUGUUACUUUAUUCAGCUAAUUAUACUGAGAGUGAUACAUGUAGUGCAGUAAUAAGACAAAAAUUAAUUUUGUUGUUUUCUCUUAAAGUUAUGAGGAUACGACACAGGCUGGUCCGUGCCACAGUUAUAUUUUAUUGAUAAGAAAGAUAAGAGUGGUUGGGACAUAAUUAGUUGAACCACACUUCCUCUUAUAUUGGAUUCAGAUUGCGUACAAGUGUAAGAACUAAUUUUUUGUUCUCUAUCAUCAAAUAAACACGGAUCUUUAUCUUUGUAUGGAUGUUCAAUCUAUCGGAGAAGGAAACUUUUACAGUGAUCUAGGAUUAGAUUAACAUACAAGAUACAAGGGACUGUAUUUUCUA
Molecule: messenger RNA, 6726 nt
Organism: Cephus cinctus (wheat stem sawfly)
Lineage: Eukaryota; Metazoa; Arthropoda; Insecta; Hymenoptera; Cephidae
Product: zinc finger protein 91
Exons: 13
Coding region: 1208-6187 (1659 amino acids)
Biological process (GO): regulation of gene expression
Cellular component (GO): nucleus
Source: RefSeq, a predicted model, not a curated record